This is a messenger RNA of Priapulus caudatus, 2390 nucleotides long. RefSeq names its product protein SEC13 homolog. Gene Ontology annotation, cellular component: nuclear pore outer ring; COPII vesicle coat. Gene Ontology annotation, biological process: COPII-coated vesicle budding; positive regulation of TOR signaling; protein import into nucleus. Bases 1 to 780 code for a protein of 259 amino acids. NCBI's taxonomy places the organism in Eukaryota, Metazoa, Priapulida, Priapulimorpha, Priapulimorphida, Priapulidae. The transcript is spliced from 7 exons. The record is from RefSeq and is a predicted model, not a curated record. Gene Ontology annotation, molecular function: structural molecule activity; protein binding.
AUGGUCAAAGGGCACGACGGACCGGUGUGGCAGGUGGCGUGGGCGCACCCGAUGUGCGGCAACCUGCUGGCCUCGUGUUCCUACGACAGGAAGGUGCUCAUCUGGAAGGAGAGCGGCGGCCAGUGGAACAAGCUGUACGAGUACGCCAACCACGACUCGUCGGUCAACAGCAUAUCGUGGGCUCCUCAUGACUACGGACUCAUGCUGGCAUGCGGCAGCUCAGACGGAGCCGUCUCCAUCAUUUCCAGCUCUGGUGAUGGCAACUGGGAAUCGAAGAAGAUCACGAACGCACACACGAUCGGCUGCAACUCGGUCAGCUGGGCCUCGGCCGUGCUGUCCAACUCGAUGCCGGACCAGAGCGGCACCGGGAAGGCGGUCAAGCGCUUUGUCACAGGAGGCUGCGACAGUCUGGUCAAGAUCUGGAGGGAGGACGACGGUCAGUUUGUCGAGGAGCAGAAGCUCGAGGGACACAGCGACUGGGUGCGUGACGUCGCGUGGGCGCCCUCUAUCGGCCUGCCACACCAGAUCAUCGCCAGCUGCUCUCAGGAUCGCCGAGUCAUCAUCUGGCGGAACGACGGCACUGCCGGCGCCACCUGGACGUCGACGGUGCUGCACACGUUCGACGACGUCGUCUGGCACGUCAGCUGGUCGGUGACGGGAAACAUUCUAGCCGUGUCUGGCGGCGACAACAAGGUGAGCUUGUGGAAGGAGACGUUAGAAGGACAGUGGGUCUGCAUCAGCGAUGUGAAGAAAGGCAAGAGUGCAGUGCUGAGCAGCUAGGAAGGGUCACUCCUUUCCCGCUCCCACCUGUGCUGAGAAACGACCUCCCCUCUCCCCCCACGAAGAGGGGGGAGUGAUCCCCUCCCACAAUGAUGAGGAGAAGUGACUUCCUCUUAUUGUGAUGCGAUGGGAUGACUCCCUCCUACCAUGAAGAGGAUGAGUGACUCCCACCACUACGAUGACGGGGAGUGACCCCCUCCCAUGAUGAGGGGAAGUGAGCCUCUCCCAUUGUGAUGAAGAGGAGUGACUCCCACCACCACGAUGAGGAAGAAUGACCCCCUCCCAUUGUGAUGAAGAGGAAUGACCCCCUUCCAUUGUGAUGAAGAAGACUAACCCCCUCCCAUUGUGAUGAGGAGGAAUGACCCUCCCUCCCCAUCAUGAUGAGGAAGGGUGACCUCCCACCACCACUAUGGUGAAGAAAAGUCUAAUGUCAGAUCACUAAUUGUCACCGGAUACUGCGGUUGCGACCAUCAGAUGGCAGCACCAUAUUGCUGCGUUCUCUAAAGCAAACUGGGAAGGAGGAUAACUCAUAAGGCACUGUAAACAGUUGCAUUGUUAGAAGUCUGCAAACAAUGGUGUUGUCGAUGUAAUGUAAACAAUUGUGUUGUCAGGGCACUGUAAACAAUAGCAUUGCCAGAUGAAUGUAAACAAUGGCAUAAUCACAUGUCUGACAACAAUGUUGUUAGGGGAAUAAACAAUGGUUUAUUCAGGGGACCGUAGACAAUGUCAUUGUUGGGAGACUGUAAAUAGUGGCAUUGUCAGUGAACUGUGAACAAUAGCGAUAUCAGAGCGUCAGAACCCCUGGCAUUGUCAAGUGAAUUUAAACAGCGGUGUUGUCACUUGAGCAUAAAGAUGUCUGAGUGUGAGCGUUGUUUGCUGAUCAGUAAUAGCAAGUGUUGGUGGGGGAGCUUUUACAACUCAUUUUAGUUUUCAUUUUGCAUAAUCACGGAUUGCUGUAUUCACUUCAUCUAUCAGAGCCUACGCAAGUGCCCCAACUGAAGCGUAGCUAACCCAUUUGUCUUUGUGGGAGGAGGAAGGGUCAGAAUCAUGCGCAGUGUGUGUUCUGGACAGUCGAGCGUAGGGGGUUGUUUCUCCAUUGGUUAUUGACCAUGUGAUAGUAGUUACAUUGGUCUGGUAGCGGGGACUGCCCUCCCUUUCCUCCCUCCAACUAGCCACGGCCCUGCCCCCGUAUAUAUCCCAUAUACCAUAAUCUAUCCUACGUGUGCCAACGCGUCACCUCUCACCGUGUAACGCGCACACGCGUCAUGCACGCACGUAACCCAACCAUCUCACCCACAUCAUAUAUGUCUGUCAUGCAUCAUAUAAACACACCCUCCACCAGUCACUAUGUGUAACGCUAUGCGAGUGGCGUCGUAGAGUAAGUCGAUAAGCCAUGUGUUGUGGCCGAGAGAGGGCAUGGGUCACACGUUUCCUGUUGGGUGGAGGUUUGACAUGUUAUAACAGCGAUGCGGCGAGCCUACACAAAAGCUGAGAUGUUAAUGUAUAACAGAACAGAUACGUAGGCCCUACUAGUAAUCUGGCAAAUGCGCCUAUAUGUAUUAGUAAAUGCCGAUUUACUGAAUAAAGGUGAUAUAAUAAUAUUAUAAUAA